AUGCAGGUUGCAACACUGGCAGGAGCCCGGACUUUCAUGCGGCCAAUUUCCUCUUGCUUGUUGCUUCGGAGUUUUCAACUUCCAAUACGAGAAGCGAUCUUGCCUUACAAACAGUUCCAUACUUCAAUUGUCAGACGUGACAUUGACCAAGCUGCAAAAUAUAUCGGUGCUGGUGCUGCAUGCGGGGGUGUGGCUGGAUCUGGAGCUGGUAUUGGUACCUGUUUCGGUAACCUCGUCAUUGCACUGGCUCGCAAUCCAGGUUUGAAAACCCAAUUAUUCACCUACGCCGUCUUUGGAUUUGCCUUGAGUGAGGCUAUGGGGAUAUUCUGUCUUGGAAUGGCUUUCGCAAUUCUUUUUAUAUUUUAG
Molecule: messenger RNA, 366 nt
Organism: Protopolystoma xenopodis
Lineage: Eukaryota; Metazoa; Platyhelminthes; Monogenea; Polystomatidea; Polystomatidae
Source: the annotation of a GenBank genome assembly